Ilyonectria robusta is the source of this 963-nucleotide messenger RNA. RefSeq lists its product as uncharacterized. The coding region runs from base 1 to 963 and encodes 320 amino acids. Lineage: Eukaryota; Fungi; Ascomycota; Sordariomycetes; Hypocreales; Nectriaceae. The record is from RefSeq and is a predicted model, not a curated record. The transcript is spliced from 2 exons.
AUGCCUCAGGCGUUUCAGCAAUGGUUUCCGCAGUUCGCUCCGUACUUCUCUCGGAUCCUGCGCGACAACUGCAGCUCCGAGUACCACGACUUCCUCACCCUGCCCGAUCCGUGGACCAACUACCACGCCAACAUGGUCGUAUCCUGCAUCCUGGGGCACUUUGACGAGAGCGGCAAAGCCCAGUUGGCGGCCGCGUCGGUUUUACUCGGUUUGCUGCCUACCAUCCUCGGCAUGGUUGGAUCCAACACGACCGAGAUUGGCCUCUUGGCCUUACGACAGCCAGUUUUUGCUUUCUUGCUGUCCCUUGGAGCCCCCGUCAUCUCGCCCAUUCGAUCCUUUGAGUAUCGAGAUCCAUUCGAACUAUUGCAGCUCAAGGAAGACGACAUACGACCCUUUCUAAACUGGCGGCGACUACUCUACUUCGUCGAGUAUCUGGUCACAUUCACUGCCAUUGGCAACGUGGUUCAUGUCACCUGGCAGCUUUCCGUGUCUUCCCUCUGCGCCUUUUCCGGGAGCAGCCAAUGGUUGCCAGCGUUCUGGUUUGGCAUAUCGGUCAUUCCACACUUUUUCGGAGCUUAUGCAGUCAGGCUAAGGUUCAAGAAGUCCGACAUACCCAUAAUUAAAGCUCUGCUGGAUGAGCUCAGAUUCAAAAAGGAACCGAGAGAGGUCAAGCUGGUAAAAUCUCCCGAGUCAAAGCGAUAUCUCGUGUGGUCUUGGCUGGCCUCAGCUGCGACAGUCUUGCACAUCGUCAUCGGGACAGUGGUGUUGUCUAGUGCCCUGUUUAUCAGCCCGUCCGAUGCGGUAGUGGUUUCCCUUCGUUUUUUCGCCUCAGGCGUCGUGUGCAGGAUCUUUCUCAUGUUUGAGUUGCACGGUAUGGGGAAGUUUGUGGAGCCUGAAGAGAAGGACACUGUUUCCACGUCCACUGGAACUGGCCAGUCGAUGAAGCCAAAUAGGGGCGUCUAA